UUUUCAGCUCAAUUGCUGAGCGGUUUGUAUUAGAGCACCAAGACCGCGGAGCUACGGCCCCAAGCAUCCUUUAAAAUACCAAGUUCAUAGGCACUGACUUCGUUCGAUUCGAAUCGUGUGAUGAGCCUACAUUUGAUGGGGAAUGGGUUAUAUUUCACAGCGAUUUCACUAACGAGUGGUCGUGUUCCAAGUGCUACUGGGAAACAGAAUCUCCGGCAACUUGGCAUCUACGUGGUGGGAUCGUUGUAAACUGUGCACUCUUCCACACUCCUCUCACUUGGUUUUCUGGUGCCCAACUCCCAUAAUGUGGACCAGUUUUUUCUUGGAAGCUGAUGUGAAAGUUGAGUGAGGAGGGGUAGCCGACACAGUUUUACCCGCUUUUGCAACAACGUGCUGGUACGAGAAGGUUUGAAACACAAAACGUGAAGAUUGGGGUUCGCCAAAGCUGCGUGAGUGACUUUGGAACUUCGACGAACAGUGCCGUUGGUCAUCCUCCAUGGCGAUAGCGACACGGAUUAGUUGCAGUUCUAGAGGUUCAACUCCGGCGACAUGGUCCUUGUGUGUGCUAAUUGCAAUCUUAUCACUUGCUCUUCCUAUCUACGGCCAAGGGCGUGGGCAAGGCGGAGGUUGUGGAGCGGACUUAAGCACUAAAGUUUCACAGUUUGAGACGACAAGCCUGGUUUGCGAAUCUUUUCGACUCCAGGGACCGAUUGAUUUUAACAUAUGGGCCUUGAAAGAUAAUGUGACCCUAGUCACAACCAUGGUUCUGGCAGCGCCUUUGUCAGCUGGGAACUGGAUUGGGUUUGGAUUUUCGCCGAACGGUCAAAUGGUAGGCUCCACUGCAUUGAUAACAACAUUGAACUUCUCCAAGGGAGCCGUCGUCACUGAGUAUAGUCUCAACGGCAGGAGUACAGGCCAAGUGGUGAAGAAAACUGGGGCACUGGCCUUUGUUGGAGGUUUUCCUGAAGGAGUUUUCGAUGCAGCUAGUAACAUGGUGUAUGUCUCCUUCCAAGUGAAUUUGACAAAAUCAGCGGCAAAGACUGAUUCCCUGCUUCUUGCAUACGGGUCCCUGGCGUUAGACGGCUCAAUCAACAGACACACUGAUCGAAGGUCCAUUAGUGCGCAGAUUGCAACAGGUGUUGGCCCUAAAGGAAAUGGCGCAGCCGCACUUGAUAAAAAGGCUAAAGUCCAUGGUUCACUUCAGAUACUAGGGUGGGGAUUGAUCUUGCCAAUUGGAAUCCUAAUAGCUCGCUACGCGCGUGCCUGGGAUCCAGCAUGGUUCUAUCUUCAUGCUACAUUCCAACUCGUUGGUUUCGUUUGCAUAAUUGCUGGAGUGGUUCUCGGUAUUCAGUUGGCGAAGGAUUUGCAACCACCGCGUCUAGCAACACACCGAGGACUCGGGUUGUUCGUUUUCGCCCUGGCGAUUCUGCAGGUUCUUGCGGUGUUCUGGCGCCCGAAAAAGGAAACAAAGGUGCGCAUGUACUGGAACUGGUAUCAUCAUCUUGUGGGUAGCUUGGCGAUCUUCUUAGCCAUCGUUAACAUCUUCGUGGGUCUCAACAUGGCGCAUUCCGAACAAUCCUUCAGAGUUGGAACUGUCACCCUCCUCGCCAUCUUGGUAGCAGCGUUCAUCAUCUUGGAAAUCGUUCAAUGUUGGCGGUUGAGUAGGCAACGCCGAACCCAGCAAAUAUCAAACGAUCAACAAGGUUUCCAGUUCGGUGGAAGUGUAUGAAAUCUUGCAUUCAAAGGGACCUCAUUUAGGAUUAAGAUUCUUCGCCACUCUGGUCUAAUAUUUUGCGUAGUCGCCCAUGAGUCCACAAGCUGAGGUUCAUCCGUGACCCAGUAAGCGUUUGCAAAGCAUGAAGUGCUCGGUGAAUUUAAGCCAGAUCUUCGUGCACAGACUGCUUGGAUUCACCAGACUGUUGCUGAAUCUCUGAACUACGCAACCUUUUUGAAGGUUCUUACCCAUAGACGAUUCCAGAGGUGAUUUCUAUGAAUGAGUUGCUAGUACUUUUGUGGCACUACGACAAAAAAAGAAAACAUCUACAAAAGCACGACGAGGUGGUGCAUUGACAGAGAAACACCCUCUUCCUCUUCAAGCUUUUCAUCAGAUGGGGUUGCUUCCACAAGCUAUGCUCGAAGCCCACUACUCAGUCUGCAAAACUGCAUGCUUUGGUUAAUGUUGCUCGCUGUGAACACACAUGUUUGAGGAUCUGCAACGACGGCCAAGUUUGAUGAGGAAAGUCUCGUACUAUACUGCCAUAAUAAUAAGCUCUUCUUCCUAUUUUCAGUAUUUCAUGCACUGCCGUUGGUUUGCACUGGCAAUGUAUACUAUUCGGUACUGUAAAAAAAAUUUACAUAUUUUUAUUAUAUUGUUAUGUGUUAUAAGAUUGAAGGUU
Molecule: messenger RNA, 2396 nt
Organism: Physcomitrium patens
Lineage: Eukaryota; Viridiplantae; Streptophyta; Bryopsida; Funariales; Funariaceae
Product: cytochrome b561 and DOMON domain-containing protein At3g61750
Source: RefSeq, a predicted model, not a curated record